AUGGGGGUGAUAAUAGCAAUGAAAGGCCAUCCAGGAACUGGAAAAAGCACAUUAGCAAAAUCCAUAGCUUCAUCACUCAAAAUCCCUCUAAUAGACAAAGACGACAUAAAAGACCAAACUAUCCCUCUCCAACUAACCUCACCCGCUUCAUUUCUCAACGACCUAUCAUACAACGCCAUCUGGCAAAUCGCUUCAACUCAACUUUCAAUCGGUCUCAGCGUCGUUCUCGAUUCACCUCUUUCUCGUAGAAUCCAUUUCGAUCGUCUCCGUCAACUUGCGGCUGAGUAUGGUGUUCGGCUUUUGAUUAUUGAGUGUAGGGCGGGAGAUCGUGAUCUGUGGCGACGGAGGGUUGAGGAACGUGAUGGUGGUGGUGGACAUAAGCCGGCGACGUGGGAGGAGUUGGAGAAGAUUGUGGAUGGGUAUGGUGGUUGUAGUGAGUAUGAUGUGGAGGAUGUGGCGAGGUUGGUGGUUGAUACGACUGAGACGGUGAGUUUGGAUCGGUUGUGUUCUGAUGCUUUGGAGUUUAUCUUUGAUCAUGCUGAUAAGUCCCUUGCGAUUUAG
Trifolium pratense (red clover) is the source of this 561-nucleotide messenger RNA. RefSeq lists its product as uncharacterized. The record is from RefSeq and is a predicted model, not a curated record. The coding region runs from base 1 to 561 and encodes 186 amino acids. Lineage: Eukaryota; Viridiplantae; Streptophyta; Magnoliopsida; Fabales; Fabaceae. The transcript has a single exon.